AUGACAGCCGGCGAACAGCCCAGUACAGUAGCCUUAAUGCCCGAGGUGGGAACAAAGGCCGUGAUGUUUGAUAUUUCCCCUCAUACCCGUGAGUGCUUUUUCGUCAAGAGCCAAAACCAAGACACCGCCUUAGCGGGGUCGUAUCAAUCCUUCUUUGGUGAUGGAAGUGUGCGGGUUACAGUAGAGGGGCCGGUUGCCUCUCAUAGAGUAGGGGGGCAACUGCCGCAACUAACUCCAAUUUAUUCCUCUGUAGAGGAAUCAGGGCACAUUCAAGUGGAGAUGGCAGUACGGGGAGAAUACGCAGUGUGCGUUCGGAAUUUACUAUCCUUCGACCAGACGGUGACCAUCGACUUCCACCUGCAGUCCAAGGAUGCCUCAUCUCACCCCAACCAGCUCGCUCUUGAGGACGAGGCACUCAAGCUAAAAGCCCUGACCGCAGAUGUAUUGGAGAAGGCGAAUUCUCUGUUUGAACAGCAGUCCCAUGCGAUGGUUCGCUUGGGCGUUCAUUCGGAGCUGGGGCAGUCAACUCGACGGAGGGCAACUUUGUGGAAAUGCAUUCAAAUGGGAAUGCAAGUGCUUUUGGCUGGAGUGCAGCUCUACUCUGUGAAAUCCUACUUCGAAGUGAAAACUAUCGUGUAG
Messenger RNA from Cyclospora cayetanensis, 639 nucleotides. RefSeq lists its product as uncharacterized. The record is from RefSeq and is a predicted model, not a curated record. The transcript has 5 exons. Gene Ontology annotation, biological process: intracellular protein transport; Golgi organization; endoplasmic reticulum to Golgi vesicle-mediated transport. Gene Ontology annotation, cellular component: Golgi apparatus; COPII-coated ER to Golgi transport vesicle; endoplasmic reticulum-Golgi intermediate compartment. The coding region runs from base 1 to 639 and encodes 212 amino acids. Lineage: Eukaryota; Apicomplexa; Conoidasida; Eucoccidiorida; Eimeriidae.